AUGGAUCUAAGUUUGGUACUCUUAACUCUUGUAAACUACAAGGGAAAAUUAGCUGGAGAGGACGAGUUAUACAUUGUUGGAGUGGUUGGUGGUACUGAUGAAGUUGUCUUGUGGCCGGAAUCUGUAAAUCCGUUGUAUGUUUACUACUACAGCAUGGAGAGGAAUACUUUCAGAAGAGUUGAAAUCAAAGGAAUGGACGCGGUUAGUGACUAUAGAGAGGACAUGAUUCUAGACUAUGUAGAGGACGUGAAGCUUAUGGAACAUGUUUAG
Molecule: messenger RNA, 270 nt
Organism: Microthlaspi erraticum
Lineage: Eukaryota; Viridiplantae; Streptophyta; Magnoliopsida; Brassicales; Brassicaceae
Source: the annotation of a GenBank genome assembly